Messenger RNA from Leopardus geoffroyi (Geoffroy's cat), 1199 nucleotides. It is a transcript of the gene PHOSPHO2, whose product is annotated as phosphatase, orphan 2. Bases 463 to 1188 code for a protein of 241 amino acids. The record is from RefSeq and is a predicted model, not a curated record. NCBI's taxonomy places the organism in Eukaryota, Metazoa, Chordata, Mammalia, Carnivora, Felidae. The transcript is spliced from 2 exons. Gene Ontology annotation, molecular function: phosphatase activity.
AUCUCCUCGCGGGUGGAAGGUGGAGGCAAAGGCCUCCCUUCCAGAAAAACCCAGAGAUUAAUUGACAGAAAAUCUGUUUGUAAAGACUUUGGCUUCUAAGCCAUGAUCCGAGCUAGAUGAAGCUUAUAUUUAAAAAAAAUUAAAAAAAAAAAAAAAAAAAAAAGGAAUGUUAAAACUUGGAUGUUGUGCCGGAACAUUGAUAUUAGGAUCUUUAAGAUCCUUCAAAUUGCUUAGUAAAUACAGUAUAGUAAAUUGAAUGCAUUUGUGGGACUAGCCAGACCACUAAGGGCACAAAAAUCUGUUAAGAGUGGAUGCAGGCUUGUUUUCAGAAGAUCGUUUUCUGACACAUCGAGGUACAAAUGAUCUCAUUAUAAGCUAGUUGUCUAGGACACCUGCACAUUAGGCACCAAACUAGAGUCACUCAAAGUGAAAGGAGGAUAACCCAAAUUUGCUUUUGGAACCAUGAAAAUUUUGCUCGUUUUUGACUUUGACAAUACAAUCAUAGAUGAUAAUAGUGACACCUGGAUUGUACAGUGUGCUCCAGAGAAAAAGCUUCCUGUUGAACUACAAGAUUCUUAUGAAAAAGGAUUUUGGACAGAAUUUAUGGGCAGAGUCUUUAAGUAUUUGGGAGAUGAAGGUGUAAGAGAAGAUGAAAUGAAAAGAGCAGUGACAUCAAUGCCAUUCACUCUGGGGAUGGUGGAACUUUUGAACUUUAUAAGGAAGAACAAGGAUAAAUUUGACUGCAUCAUUAUUUCAGAUUCAAAUUCAGUCUUCAUAGAUUGGGUUUUAGAAGCUACCAGUUUUCAUGAUGUAUUUGAUAAAGUGUUUACAAAUCCAGCAGCUUUUGAUAGCAAUGGUCAUCUCACUGUGGAAAAUUACCAUGCUCAUUCUUGCAGUAGGUGCCCAAAAAAUCUUUGCAAAAACGUAGUUUUGGUAGAAUUUAUAGAUAAACAGUCACAGCAGGGAGUGAAUUAUACACGAAUUGUUUAUAUAGGUGAUGGUGGAAAUGAUGUCUGUCCAGUAACUUUUUUAAAGAAGAGUGAUGUUGCCAUGCCACGGAAAGGAUAUACUUUACAGAAAACUCUUUCCAGGAUGUCUCAAAAUCUUGAACCCAUGGAAUCUUCUGUUGUAGUUUGGUCUUCAGGUGUUGAAAUAAUUUCUCACUUACAAUUUCUAAUAAAGGAGUAAUAUGCCAACAA